This is a messenger RNA of Bombyx mandarina (wild silkworm), 1983 nucleotides long. Its product is annotated as peptidyl-alpha-hydroxyglycine alpha-amidating lyase 2. Gene Ontology annotation, biological process: peptide metabolic process. Gene Ontology annotation, molecular function: catalytic activity; protein binding. Gene Ontology annotation, cellular component: membrane; extracellular region. The record is from RefSeq and is a predicted model, not a curated record. Lineage: Eukaryota; Metazoa; Arthropoda; Insecta; Lepidoptera; Bombycidae.
GUACAAUAAGUACCGAAAGACCAGAAAUCAAUAACGUCUUAAGCACUCGACAGUCCUGUUCCAACAAUAGACCACAACAAACAGUUCGAAAAUGUUGUUCGUUUUACUGUACGCCGUAAUUCUUAAUGGCAUCAAUUGCGAGCCGGAAGCGGUUAGGGAUAACUUUGACUACUUCAACUAUGGCGCGAACGAUGAUGUUUUGAAAAACUUAGAAUCUCAAUUGUCGAAAGAUGAAGUGGUCUUGAGACCUCAAGAAGUCAAAGACUGGCCACAGCAAUCUUUGAAUGUCGGACAAAUAACAGCAGUAUCCAUUAAUUCUUUGGGACAGCCCGUGAUAUUUCACAGGGCAGAUCGAGUAUGGGACGAAAAUACUUUCAACGAAUCCAAUGCUUAUCAAAACUUCGACAAGGGACCUAUAGUUGAAGAUACAAUUCUUGUUCUUGACCCUGGUAGCGGCUCCGUCCUACAUAGCUGGGGAGCGUAUAUUUUUUAUAUGCCUCAUGGCCUUACCCUCGAUCAUCAUGAUAACGUGUGGGUAACUGACGUCGCAAAACAUCAAGUAUAUAAGUAUACGCCAAGUAACCACAGAUAUCCGACCCUGACUAUUGGCGAACCCUUCACAGCUGGUCUCCCAUUCAGGCAUCGUGUUUUAUUUUGCAUGCCUACAUCAGUAGCAAUUGCUAGCACCGGAGAAAUUUUCGUAGCUGACGGAUACUGCAAUAAUCAAAUAGUAAAAUUCAAUGCCGCUGGGACUCUAUUGCUGACGAUUCCAGCUUAUUCCGACACCUGGUCAUUGAAUUUGCCUCACAGUGUCACUUUGCUUGAACAUUUGGAUCUGGUUUGCGUGGCCGAUAGAGAAAAUAUGAGGAUCGUGUGCCCGAAGGCUGGAUUGAAAAGUUACGCGGAUCCGUUAGAGCCGCCUACGAUAAUUGAAGAUCCCACUUUGGGCAGGGUGUUUGCUGUGACUUCUCAUGGUGAUACUAUUUACGCUGUGAACGGUCCCACGUCACAGAAUAUUGCUGUCCGAGGCUUUACAGUUAACGCUGUUUACGGAAACAUUUUGGAUACUUGGGAACCGACCACUGGAUUCACGAACCCACACUCGCUGGCGGUUACAAGGAACGGAUCACAUCUCUACGUUUCUGAAAUUGGACCGAACAAAAUCUGGAAGUUUGAAUUGACCGACGUAUACGAUAAGAAAUAGACGGUUUUUGGUAGUCAAAUGUAGGGCUAUCACUCGAGAUAUUGGCUGUAGGAAGCGAAUAUAAUUCGCACAUCGCUGCGUUUAUUCGACGAAAUUAUUCGUCUAAUUCGUUGAUCUCCAUAAACCAAUUUUAUAUGGAUUUCAACUAGCGUGUAUCUCAAAUUUACCUUAAGGUUCAUUAAAAUGUUUUUUAAAUGAAUUACGAGACGUUUUUUGAAACAGAUUAACGUCACAACAUCGAUAUAUUACCAUCGUGGUAAUAUAUAUCGAUAUGUCACAAACUAAACACAACUAUGACCUGAAGUUCGCGAAUAACAAAAUGUCAGAUUCAACGGUAUUGUAACCGAAAUUAGUAUUUUUAUUGUGAUUGUAUUGUCCGUAACAUAGGUACGCCUACUAAAAAGCCUAAGCCAACAUUUGAAAUUCAUGAAGCACAUUGCAAAGCUAAUAGAAUAGUAUAUUAGGUAACACUACGAGUUCUCGUUAUCAAACUCACUCUAGAACUAUGUAUCACAUGUUACGAUUUUGCUUUCGUUUAGAAUUGAGAGUUAGGUAUUAAAUAAAUAUAUUAAAAAAGUAUUAUAGUAACUGCUGUUGAAGUAGGUUAUAUCGCUUGAAAAGUAUUUACGCAUUGAUAUCGAUACCAAAGGUCCAGUGCAAUCACGCACAAAACAAUCGAAGAUUAAUCGAGUGGUGUUUGAUGAAUUAUUGUAUGUCAAAAUAUAAUAAUCACCUUUGAAUUUAAUUAUUAAUCUAUUAAAAAUAUAUCUAGAUAUCAA